UAUGCGACCUAAAGAGGAAUCAAACUGUCGAUGUUGUAAGGAUUGUUCAGAUUUCAAACAAAUUAUUAAACUACAAAAUGUUGGUCUUGUUAUAUAUCACUAUUCUUCUGCCGUUAAAGAGGUUGAACAAGAAGUUCCAAAAGGUAUUAUAAGGUAUGCCUUAUCGGACCGCACAUUUAUUGAUAAGGGCUGGACAAUGCUACCCACUGAAAAAGUUGUGCGAAAAAUGAAUGUAUAUCGUAUGCGACCAGCUCAUCCCGAAUUUGAUUGGUUUGAACAUAAUAAGAACAAAAAAAUAAUGCACUACGAUACAGGUGAAAAAUUAGCCGAAUUUGAUGAUGAUGGUCGGGGCAGGUGGUUUUAUAGAAAUGGAAAGCUUGCAUUAGAUUAUUACGACGCAAAAGAAAUAAAUGCACAGCAAAGAUUUGUAAUCUAUAGUAGCGGCGAACCCGAUGAACGAGGCCGUUCCCGACCUUUAGCUAUACUUGCAACAUUUGACUAUCUCGGAAAUGGUAUUGUUUUCGAUCAUGCUGGUAAAAUAAGGCUAAAAUAUAAUCAAACUGAAGGAGUUGUUUUAGAUCGAAGCAUUGGUCCUGUGUCUCAUUGGAAAUGGCACACGUUAAAUGAUCCACCAGUAUUACAACAAGUAAUGAUAGAUACUCAAAUGGCACAUAAAGAUCCUGAAAUAUUCAAGCUCGGGGGACCUGGAGACGAUAAAGUACGGCCCGAUAAUGAAGAGAUGCUCGCAAUUGAAUUCGAUAACUUUAUAAAAGAGAAGAGUAAAAAGCUAUCUCAAAAGUUCAAACCAUUUCAGAUUAAAAUGAAAGCUUUAAAAAUAAAUGAACAUUUUUCUUUGAAAGUACUAGAUCAAGCCACUGUUUAUUUGAUUUUUAGAGACAGCUCUAUUAAUCUUAAAAUAAAUAUUGGAAUGAUUUUAGACCAUAAAGAAAUCGUGGAUACUGAUACCGCUGAAGUGGGUGAAGUUUCUAAUAGUUUAGAAAGAUUUCCAGCUCGGACAGAUAGCUUAGCUGGCUUACAAAAAAGUGUUGCAUAUGCUCAACGAGUCGAGCGAGCUCGAGUAGAACGAGAACGUCGGCUCCGACCAACGGUAUCUUAUACGGAUAAAGUGAAUGCCAUAGUUUCACGGCCUCUACGCACUCCAUUAGACAGAGUGCCUUCUAGUUCAACAGCCACUGUUACAACUCCAGCGUACAAUUGUAGAUGCAGGAAAUCCUCGUCUUGUCAUUUGUAUUAUGACACACGCCUUACUUAAUAAUUAAAUUUUACAAAAUAUAUUAUAACUAUUGGUUUUAUCAAAGUAUAUAUCCUCUGUUG
Molecule: messenger RNA, 1335 nt
Organism: Vanessa atalanta (red admiral)
Lineage: Eukaryota; Metazoa; Arthropoda; Insecta; Lepidoptera; Nymphalidae
Exons: 6
Coding region: 2-1273 (423 amino acids)
Source: RefSeq, a predicted model, not a curated record